AAGAGCUAAAGGGAUAUGGCUCUGCCUCUAUGCUCUAGAGAAGCUUAGCCUGAGUCACUCACACAUACGGAAACAUCAAGUGGACACAUCCCUUCUCUGCAGAGGCAGGGCAAGUCCCUGCCCACAUAGCAGACUCUCUCAGACUAUACUUGCUGCUAAUAUAUGGACCAUAGGGGAAUCUGCCCUGAAUCUGACUUGAGGGGAAUCUUCUUAACAUCCCAUAACUGGGUCUCAGGACACGGAGAGAUGAAAGUACUUAUCUUGGUUGCUGCUAGGCUGCUGCUUCUGCCGGCCACUGUUUGCCAAAGUGGUGUGAAAAAUGUUUCAGACAACUCAACAAAGCUGACCUUGACUAUUAAGAGUUUCCAUGGUGCUCCCUUAAAUACUUUCGAAGACUUCCCACUUUCUGACAUAGAGGGCUGGACAGGAGCCACCUCAACUGUGAAAAUAAAGUGCCCUGAAGAUGAGUCAACUCUCCAUGUAAACAAUGCCACCAUGGGUUACCUGAGGAAUUCCUUAAGCACCAAACUGAUACCUGCCAUCUACAUCCUGGUGUUUGUGGUUGGUGUGCCAGCAAACAUUGGGACCCUGUGGAAGCUCUCCUCAAACACCAAGUCCAUCUGGCUGGUCAUCUUUCACACCAACCUGGCCAUCAUGGAUCUUCUUUUUUGUUUUACGCUGCCAUUUAAGAUCAUCUACCAUCUCAAUAGGAACAACUGGGUGUUUGGAGAGGUCAUGUGCCGCAUCACCACAGUCAUUUUCUAUGGCAACAUGUACGGUUCCAUUCUGAUCCUCAUGUGCAUGAGCAUCAACCGCCACCUGGUCAUGGUCCAUCCUUUCACAUACCAUAAGCUGCCCAAACGAUUCACUUUGCUCAUGUGUGGCCUGGUGUGGGUCAUGGUUUUCUUAUACAUGAUGCCGUUUGCCAUCCUGAAGCAGGGGUAUCGCCUCGUCCAGCCAGAGAUCACCACCUGCCACGAUGUCCACAGUACAUGCGAGUCCCUGUCCCCCUUCCGGUUCUACUACUUCAUCUCCUUAGCACUCUUUGGAUUCCUCAUCCCACUUGUGGUUACUGUCUACUGUUACGCAACUCUCAUCCACAGACUUAAUGCACAGGAUCGGAAACGGCUAAGGUAUAUCAAGGCUGCUCUCGUCAUUCUGGUGAUUUUCACAAUUUGCUUUGCUCCCACCAACAUCACGCUCAUAAUUCACCAUGCCAACUACAACUCCACGGACAGCCUGUACUUUAUGUAUCUCAUAGCUUUGUGCCUGGGCAGCCUGAAUAGUUGCCUAGAUCCAUUUCUUUAUUUUGUCAUGUCAAAAAUUGUAGAUCAGCUUCCUUCCUAGUCAGAGGACAGGAAAGAUCCCUGUAAAAACAUGCAUGCGCGGGCCAACUUGUGCAAGGCGCCAACAGCUCCAUUUUUAAUUUCUAUUUUUAUUUAUUUGUCUUUUGAGACAGGUCUCACUGUGUAGUCUUGGCUGGCCCAGAACUCUCUAUUCAGACCACGUUGGCCUCGAACCCACAGAGAUCUGCUGGGGUUAAAGGCGUACAUAACCAGGCCUGGCCACAGCUCUAUUUGUUAAGCUCCUAUUAAAUAGUGCUUCCAAUAUAAAAUAUUAUAAAAUUAUUAGGAUUAAAAAAUACGUUUUAAACAAAAUUUUUAAACAAAAUUAUCAUUAUUCUUGUGACAACUGACACGUUUCCAUUUGCCUUCCUGAUUCUCCAAGCUUUAAAUUUCCCCUUCCCUCCUGCGAGUGACAUCGGCAACCUGACAACUGAGCAUUACUCACGGUUCUUCCCUCUUUUUGGAGAGUUACCCUGUUUUUGUUGUGUCCCUCUCUGGGGUCCUGUCUUCAUCCCACCUGUCUGAAAAUGGCUGUCCUCCCUUCCAGGGGGUCUCGUUUUCACAGAUCGGGUUAACCUUCCUUGAAUAUCGUUCAGAACACAUCAUGCAAACACUUCCCUUGGCCCCGCGCUGCUCCUGAAAUGACAGACCCUUGGGCAGCUUCCAUCGCUGCCUCCCUGAUACCACCUGUGGCACCAGCUUGCUCACUUCCCCACCAACUCACCUUCCCUUCCCUGCUACCCCAGUGACAGCCUGUUCCAGCAUCUUUGCUUUAACCUGUCCCGUUUUCCCAGUCUUUCAGAGACUGUUCUUCCCUUACCCUCAAACCACACGUGUCGUUUUUCUCAUCUGGGUUUCCAAAGCACUUUCUUAUAAUAUGGAACUUCUGAACAAACAAGCCUGAUAACCUCAUUUGCAUAUAAAUAUCGGUUCUAUAAGCAAUUAAGUUCUAUGUAGUCAGCUCUCUGUACCUGCAAGUUUCACACCUGCAAUUCAACCAACCACAGACCAAAAACACUUGAAGAAAACUGUAUGAGCUGAACACGAACAGACUUUUCUCUUUUCAUUACACAAUACAGCAUAACCACUCUUCACAUGACAUUCACACUGUAUUAAACCACUCUGUAUUCACCCUGUAUUAAGUAGUCCUAAGUUAUCCCCAGGUGAUGUGAAGUACAUGGCAGGCUAUGAAGAGGCUGCAGCCCAAUACAGUACCAUUCCCACAGGGAUUUGGAAUCUGUGGAGCUUAGUGUCUACAGGGGUCUUGGAUGAUGGAGAAGGUGUUGUCUGUCCUCCUUCCUUUAAGGUUCUUGUCAUUAAAGGGCCUUUAAUGUGCGGCCAGCUGCACUCUUUGCAUAGCAUGUGGCUGAAUGAAAGAAUAAAGCCCCAAAGCAUCUAAAAACAGCGUGGGGUUCUAAUCAGUCUUUUCUGACAAGGCAGCAUACCCUGUAUGACAUAAUUUAUGGUUAGGCUUGAUUAAAAAAAAGUUAAAUGGCUAUAUACUCAUAAGGUCAUUUAGCAAUUUAAAUAAUGCCUCCAGUUAUUUCCAUGCCUGUUCGUAUUAAUGGGAAAUGGUAUUGUAUUACAAAUCUCCAGAUUAUUCCUAUAGGUAAAGUGUCUAAUGGGAGAUGUAAUAUUAGUGGAUAAGUGUCGGGGGGCAUCACUAGUGAAUACAACGGGGUUGAGAAAACCUCUGAGCACACAGCAUCAUUGAGGUGAAAUUGUGAGUAUGUAGAUUCACACACCGACAAAACUGUUAUA
Molecule: messenger RNA, 3107 nt
Organism: Meriones unguiculatus (Mongolian gerbil)
Lineage: Eukaryota; Metazoa; Chordata; Mammalia; Rodentia; Muridae
Gene: F2rl2
Product: coagulation factor II thrombin receptor like 2
Exons: 2
Coding region: 163-1347 (394 amino acids)
Biological process (GO): positive regulation of Rho protein signal transduction; phospholipase C-activating G protein-coupled receptor signaling pathway; blood coagulation
Cellular component (GO): membrane
Molecular function (GO): thrombin-activated receptor activity
Source: RefSeq, a predicted model, not a curated record